AAAUAUAAUUAUUAAUAAUCAUACCUUUUUUUCAUUUUGUUUCACAAUAUUUUAUUCAAACUCGUUUCUUUCUUCGCGUGAACCUUACGAAUCGAUCACAAUAAAUCCAUAAUUAUUUUUCCUGUUUAACAAAUAAAUAAAUAUAUAAGUAAAAUAAAUAAGUGGAUAUUAAUCAGCGCUUCGAUCGCUUUCAAAAGUUUCAUUUCAGGCGGACAAGCUUAUUAGAAUAAAACGUGCCAACACCGACGUCCGGGAAGUGACCUCAGAGACCUUAUUCGUUCAUUUCUACAUAUAUCCUUAACUUUUUUCUUCAAGUAAAACGAGUGUAGAAAAUGGUCGAAGGUACAUACGCUAUGAAGCAAAUUUUCAUAGAUGAAGAGACAGGUGAAAGCUUGAUGCAAUCUUUCCGGGACAACUUAGACAUACAUGAUCCUGUUAGUUCAGUGAAUAAUGUCGAAACUGGUGAACCUGAAGUUAAUUUUAUAAGGAUUGCAACGCAAAGAAGUAGAAAAGUGCCUUUCCAGAUACCAAAACAAAUAAAAGAUAAUAUGAUGCCUAAGAAAUCGGGCUGUAAAUUAGAUAAUAUGGAAAUGGAACCGGUACCGAUUGGAUCAUCAUUCGGACAAGUAAAUCCAAUCUGUUUGUUUCUACCAGCUAUUAUAUAUUCCCGUUGGUUUCUGGCAUUACUUAUGACGUUUGAAGUUAUUUUACAUGUGUGGGCGCAUCACAAAAAUAAGUCAUUAAAAAAUGCUUAUGUAUAUUUUCGAUCACCAUUCCACGCUAUAUCUUCUGAGUUUUGUGCUCUUUGUCAGAAUGAAACAUGUAUGGAUCGUGUUGGAAAAUUGCAGCAAAAACGAAUGCACAAAUUCUUUCGACAAUGUAACUAUAUGAAGAGAAUAGUUACAUGAAAUAUCUUUGUAAAAAAUGUUAUUCUUGUAACAUAUUGUACUGUGUCAUAUAUUGAUCAAGUGUAACAUGUCUACAGUUUUACAUUAAGGCAAUUUUUUUUAUAUAAAAUAACCUAAAUUGUGUAAGAAUAUCUUAUAUUCAAGUUAUCAAAUUAUUAAUAAUGAUUUUGUGAAAAACUAAUCCAUUUGUAAUAUAGAAGUAAAUACGCUAACAAAAAUCAAAAGUAAAACUAAGUUUUUCUACAAGAUAGAAGGUGGAAGUUUAACAUUCUAUACAAUGAACAAAAAAUGAAUAACUUAGGUAGUCAUUAUUCAUAUAUCUUUGUUUAUAUAGUACAAGUAUUUUAUUGUUACAACAUAGGUUUACAGAGGUUUUAUUUUUAUAUUUAAUAAACUAUGUUAUUAAAGUAUAACUUUAUCAAUAAAGAUAUUUACUGAAAUUUAA
Molecule: messenger RNA, 1353 nt
Organism: Vespula pensylvanica (western yellowjacket)
Lineage: Eukaryota; Metazoa; Arthropoda; Insecta; Hymenoptera; Vespidae
Exons: 2
Coding region: 333-908 (191 amino acids)
Source: RefSeq, a predicted model, not a curated record